This is a messenger RNA of Clavispora lusitaniae ATCC 42720, 2895 nucleotides long. RefSeq lists its product as uncharacterized. NCBI's taxonomy places the organism in Eukaryota, Fungi, Ascomycota, Pichiomycetes, Serinales, Metschnikowiaceae. The record is from RefSeq and is a predicted model, not a curated record.
AUGGAGGUGUCCCGAAGAAAUCUGGUAAUGCUGGCGUCACCCGGCUCUGCACCCUCACAUCUGACAAAUAAUGAAAGCUCUUCUGAGCUUGCUGAGUUUUCAGUGGAUGAAAUCUUCUCCAAAUACUCAGUCCACCAAGUGCAGAAACUCCAUUACGAUUACAAGCGCAAUGUGGCCAAAGCCAAAGAGGACUUGCAUCGAUUGGUGGGCGAGAAAUACAGAGACUUGAUUCGAAUUGCCGAGGACAUUGAAGGAAUGAGCGAAAUGUCGCGUGAAGUAGACAAUCAUUUAUCUGACUUAUCCUACAAGCCGUCAAACUAUGUUUCCUUCGGGAGCAGCUCAUUGAGCAAGUUCGAUUCCAUGAUCAGACGGUCAAACGCACGAUCUUCAAGAACCAAAUCAUACAAGACAAUUCUCAACAACGUGAUCAAUAACAAACUCAUUAGCCUUGACCUUAAACUCAAGACUGACAAGUUGAAGAGAUCCUCCACGCUUGUAUUCAUGGCAAAAUUAUACUACACGAUCGGUGUAACAUUCAAGGAGACCUUGCGUCAGAAUCCUAACUCGAGUACGAAUCUUAUCAUUUUAAAAAACAGUUUCGUCAAUUACUUAGAGUACAAAAUCGCCACUUUCAAUACAGCGUCAGAGUCUCUCCUUGCUGAUUCAGAAAUAUUGUACUCCAAAGGAAAGCGUUUUGAUGAAGAUGGUGAUAUUGAAUUUUAUACAGACACGUUUGGUGACGAUGAGCAAGAAGAAUUAUCCGAUCUGGAGGAAAGUGAUUACUCAAUCCCUGUUCCAUCACAUUUCAAUUCUGCAAGUCCAAUCGUGAAUUACGUGCUCGCUUACAUAAUCGUCAACCAUGAUAAUGAAGCACUUGAUACUUUGGAGAAAGUGGCAGAUAAAUUCAUUACUUUGAGGCAGAAUUACCUCAGUAAGCGCCUUGAAUCGGUACAAAAGAGUGCAAAGAACUUGCCGAAACCAAAGAUUGACUUCUUCCCAAUAUUCAACUAUAUUGAGACAACUUGUUCAUAUGUCGACAAACUUUUUGUGUCACAGGAUACCGCAACUAAUGACUUGUACCGCCUAUUGAAAAGUGUAACCGACUGGAACGCUUCUGAUAUAAUCGGAUUUCACAACUGGUUCGAUGAAGAGAGGGUCAGUUUCGACUUGCGUCAAUACUUAUUACAUGUCCCGCCUGAGAAUACGGAAAAGAAAUUCUCCGCAUUUGCAUCCAUCGCAUACAAUUUUCUGAUCGAUUGUUUGGUCACUUGCAGUAAAACAAGUGACUUUGUGCAAUCUUCAAAAAGCUCAUUAUACUUGUUACAUAAUUUUGUGAAUGCUCUCCGUCGUGCUGAAGUUUUCUUCUUGUCGAAUACGUCCACCUGCUUUACUGUACAACUCCUUUCAGAGGCAGAUGUGGCGAAUCGAAUUCUCGAGUAUGUUCAGAGAGAUGUGCUUGAACAGCUAGUCAAGGAACACAUCAAUCUCUUGAGCCUGGAAAACACGAUGUCAAUCCGUCAUCUUGUGCAUCGAGAGAUAGAGCUGAAGUCGUUCAGAGGGACGGCCCUGCACGAGCCAUUUACUUCCUCUUUUGUUGAGUUAAUGGACAGUAAUAUCAAUGAUUAUAUCACUUCUGUUAUAAAUUUGACAACAACCGCACCAACAAGGCAGGAAAAUGAAUGCAGCGAAUCUGCUCUUCAUCAAUGGUUUCUGAAAACGCUCCAUUUUUUGAACCUUUUAAAAUUAUCAGAUGACAGCGUUCCUAGAAAAAUAUUCAAGAGCUUAGACCGGGAAUUCACUGAUCUCGAUGGUGUUAGUGGCUCGUGGGGCUCUUUUAGCAAAGAGAAAUUGCAGGAUACUUUUGGUAGAUUACGUCUGAAUGUUUUAAAGACAUUGCUUUCACAGGUUGAAAUAUUUUCCAAGUCCAUUGAAGACUUGGUUGAGGUGAAUUUGGAACAAGACAAACUAGACAUAAUCAUCUUCCUUUUGCGUAUUCUAAUUAUCACGAAGGAAAACACUUUAAACGUUGGAGACGAGAAACAGAUAUCUGCAAUCAUCACUUCAAUUGAUGUUAGCAUGACGAAAGCUUGUGGUAAAUUGUUUAUUGCAUUUUCCUCUACUCUCGAUGGUGAAACGUCUUUCGCUGAUAUUAUUGAAUCGAACAACUUUUUGAGUUUGGAUUCUGAUACUCUUCCUGUGAGACCACACAUUGGGUUGAGCUCUGCGUUUUAUUGGCUUUCGUUAAAGUUUUUUGACUCAGCUCAUUACAAGAAACAUGAAAUGUGCAACAUGUAUCUGAAUCAAAAUUUAAGAAGCAGUUUUGUUGAAGCAAAGAAAACAUGGAUUAUGAAUGAUAUCAUUCAGAAACUUCUUGAAUUCUCCAAGAAGGAUGUCGUGAAUGCAAAGGACAACGGAAAGGAGAUAGAAGAUACAAAAGCAGAAGUGGUAGAAGAGGAAGUCAAGGAAAAAGUUGAAGAGAAGGAAGAGGAGAAGGAACCAAAGGAAGCCAAUGAAGAACAAGAUGGAUGGGAAAACGAAGACGACUGGGAAGAAUCAGACUUGAACAAUUGUGGCAUAUCAGACAAGGAGUCUGCCGUAAAUGCAAGUCUUGGUGAUAUAAAUGAACAGGUUAGUGAUGCGAAUGAUGCUGUUGCAUCUGAAAAAAUGCUACCGGAACAAUCCAGGCAAUGUCUAGCCAACAUAAUAUUCUUACUUAGUUUCGUGGAAGAAGGGGGAGUUACUGAAACAAACAAAAAACUCACCGAAUUGAUAGAGACUCUAAAUGAGAAGAGUUCUGAGCCUUUGCAACACUCAUCAGUGGAAUACAUUGUGCGCAAUGUGACCGACUUUUACAAGUCUAGCAAGCACUUGUAUUUGCCCUUGCUGGCCAACUAA